AUGAGACUCUCUGUAGAGACGACUGCUUCAGAUCAAGACGAGACAGAGCAAUUUGGUGAGUGGUUAUUGAAAGUUGGUGAUGGUCUAAUAGGUGACAAUAUGGAUGGUGAAUCUGAGAUAUGUCUUCCAGGAGAUAUUGUUAUUCCUUCUUCGGACCAGGCAUUUGAUGAGUUAGUUCAUUUUUCUUAUCCAAAUAUUCUGGAAAACAUGUCCUCAAAGGAUUUUUUCAAAGCAAGAACUAUACUGGCUCCUACACUAGACAUUGUUGAAGAGGUCAACAACCAUCUAAUGGCUAUCAUUCCUGGAGGAGAAAAAUUAUAUCUUAGUUCGGAUUCCAUAUGUAUGGAUGAAGGGAAUAUGGAGAGUCAACUAGAUCUCUAUGGUCCUGAAUUACUGAAUAGCAUAAAUUGCUCUGGUUUUCCUCCACAUAAAUUAAUACUCAAGGUUGGUGUUCCGGUGAUAUUACUGAGGAAUAUUGACCAAUCCAGUGGUCUUUGUAAUGGUACAAGGCUACAAGUUAGAAAACUUGGAAAUCAUGUCAUAGAAUGUGAAGUCUUAACGGGUAACAAUGUUGGUCAUAUUGCUUUGAUUCCAAGAAUGAAUAUGGUACCAACAAAUGAAACCGUCCCAGUUAGAUUCCAACGAAGACAGUUUCCCAUAAUAGUAUCGUUUGCCAUGACAAUUAAUAAGUCUCAGGGACAAACUUUAUCUCAUGUUGGAUUGUACUUGCCCAGACCAGUUUUUACACAUGGCCAACUAUAUGUGGCACUUUCAAGAGUUAAGAGUAAGAGAGGUUUAAAAGUUUUACUUAUGAAUCACGUAGGAAUGUCUGCAAAUUCAACUAUCAAUGUUGUUUAUAGAGAAGUCUUUGAAAAAAUAGUAUUCUAA
Messenger RNA from Arachis duranensis, 888 nucleotides. RefSeq lists its product as uncharacterized. The record is from RefSeq and is a predicted model, not a curated record. Bases 1 to 888 code for a protein of 295 amino acids. Lineage: Eukaryota; Viridiplantae; Streptophyta; Magnoliopsida; Fabales; Fabaceae. The transcript has a single exon.